Molecule: messenger RNA, 2589 nt
Organism: Wallemia mellicola CBS 633.66
Lineage: Eukaryota; Fungi; Basidiomycota; Wallemiomycetes; Wallemiales; Wallemiaceae
Product: glycosyltransferase family 39 protein
Exons: 4
Coding region: 332-2554 (740 amino acids)
Biological process (GO): protein O-linked glycosylation via mannose
Cellular component (GO): endoplasmic reticulum; membrane
Molecular function (GO): dolichyl-phosphate-mannose-protein mannosyltransferase activity
Source: RefSeq, a predicted model, not a curated record
GACGCCUUUCGGUUGGAAGCCCACCCUGUAAGGCGUACGCCUAUUUCCUAACAUACUAGACAUACUAAAAGUGCUGGUAAACGACGGUGAACGCGACUUCGCGUAUAUUUGAUAAUUAAGAUCAGGUAUCGCUAUGCUUGGGUAUUUGGGAUAUCUGAGCUGUCGACGGGCUUGCUAUUGGUGAGGACUGGCUUGAGAGCGUACGCUGGUGUGCUCUCCGGUUGUUGCUGAUGUUAUCAGUUGGUCUCAAUCGUCUGAACUGUGUUUUUGGUGCGUCUUCUCCAUUUUUGCUCAUUUAUCUCCUCGUCGUUCGCUACAACCAAGUGCGUGGAUGAAUACGCAGGAAUACAAGCUUUUGCUCGCUAUUUCUAUAGUAACUUUUAUCGUGAGAUGCUAUAGACUCGGUAGUCCGCCUUCUGUCGUCUUUGACGAAGUCCACUUCGGCGGUCAGGUUUCUAAGUAUAUCAAGCAGCGAUUCUUCAUGGAUGUGCACCCUCCUCUCGCCAAAUUACUUCUCACAGCCGCCGCUGCUAUAUUUGGGUUCAACGGGAACUUCUCUUUUGAGCACAUUGGAGACGACUAUGUCGUUCAUGACGUACCAUAUAUUGCUAUGAGGGCAGUACCUGCUCUCCUUGGCGUAGCCCUCACUCCCCUCACGUAUCUUAUCUGUCGAUCACUCCAGUUGAAGCCAAUUUCAGCCUUGCUGGGAAGUUUGUUGAUCACAUUCGAGAACGCGUUAGCGACACAAUCUAGGCUCAUCUUACUUGACUCUCCUUUGGUUUUCUUUACUGCUCUCUCGACGUAUUCUUUCAUUAAAUUCUACAACCAGAACAAAUCAAAGACAGCACAUUUCACCCAGGAAUGGUGGUCGUGGCUCUUCUUGACUGGUUUAUCACUCGGAGCAGUACUCAGUGUUAAAUGGGUCGGUCUCUUUACCGUUGCUACCAUUGGCGUAGCUACUGUUUAUCAGCUUUGGGAAUUGCUUGGCAAUUUAUCUAUACCACCACGCUUGCUCUUUAAGCAUUUCACUACGAGAGCAUUGUGUUUGAUAGUUAUACCAAUCUUAUUCUACUUGUGGAUGUUCGCUAUACAUUUAUCGAUACUCAAUAGAUCAGGAGGUGGGGAUACCUUCAUGUCAGCGGCUUUCCAACAUUCUUUAAGAGGAAACAGGUUGCAAGAUACUUACGCACCAGUUGGUAUGGGAUCGGAAGUUUCCAUUAGACACUUACACUCCACUGGUGGUUACUUACACUCCCAUGAACACGAUUAUCCAACAGGAUCAUUCCAGCAGCAAAUAACACUCUAUCCAUACACUGACGAUAACAAUAUCUGGCAGAUCGUAGAAAGAAGUGAUAACAAUGGCGAACCUGAUCACCAUGAUUAUCAUAAUGAGAAAUUCAGACAAAUCUACAACGGAGCUGUAAUUAGACUCAUGCAUUUGGAUACAGGAAAGAGGUUACACUCGCACGAUCACAAACCUCCAGUUAGUGAAGCUGAAUUCCAAAAUGAAGUUUCUGGAUACGGUUUUGAGGGAUUCAAUGGGGAUGCUAAUGAUAACUUCAAAAUUGAGAUUGUGAAUGGUGACUCAAGAGAUCCUUCAUCGUAUAAGGAACUCAAAGCAAUUAAAACUCAUUUCAGAUUGAAGCACGUUCUUAGUGGUUGUUAUCUCUUUUCACAUAAAGAAAAGCUACCAGAAUGGGGGUAUGGUCAACAGGAGGUUACGUGUAACAAACAGUCUCCCCUCGAGAAUAGCAUUUGGUAUGUCGAAGUCAAUAGCCAUGGUCAACUUGAAGAUAACGAGAAUGUUGAAAUGGUAAACUACCGCCCAAUGGGAUUCUUGGAGAAGUUCUACGAAUUACAAAGUGUCAUGUGGGACGUGAAUAAUGGUUUACUUGAGAGACAUGCUUUUGACAGUCGACCAAUGUCUUGGCCUUUAUUUUUACGUGGUAUCAAUUUCUGGGUUAAAGAUCAUAAGCAGAUCUAUCUGAUUGGAAAUCCUGUCGUUUGGUGGCUUGGAUUUGUAGCUAUCCUUGGGUCUGGUGCCUACCUCGGUUUACUUACGUUGAGAAACAAGAGAGGCUACUCUGAUUUUGAUGCCAGCACCAGACAUUACACUUUGAUCUCUUCAUUCGUUGCAUCUGGGUGGGCUCUACACUACAUUCCAUUCUUCUUAAUGGAGAGACAACUAUUCAUUCAUCACUACCUACCAGCUCUGUUCUAUUCAAUUGUGAUGAUAUCUGUAAUUUUCGACUUAAUAACGAACAAGCUAAGAUCGAGAAUUCGUUUCCAGCUGGCUGGAUUGAUACUAAUUGUUGCAAUGAUCGUUUACUUCAAAUUCAGUCCUUUAAUGUAUGGGUUAGAAUGGACGAACAAUGAAUGCGAGAAAUCUAAAUGGCUAUCAUCUUGGGAUUUUGCUUGUCAGCAAUUCCCAACAAGUUACGAUGAUUAUGCCCAAUACAAGGAUGUCUUACAGGAGAAUAUUGUAGAACCUGCUAACGACAUAUUUGAGGAACUACAAUCAAAAGCAUCAGAUAAUUUAGCUCAGUCGACUUAAUUUAAUUUGUAUAACAAAAAAAUAAUGCAUUUCAC